Molecule: messenger RNA, 2929 nt
Organism: Bombyx mandarina (wild silkworm)
Lineage: Eukaryota; Metazoa; Arthropoda; Insecta; Lepidoptera; Bombycidae
Gene: Ifrd1
Product: Interferon-related developmental regulator 1
Source: RefSeq, a predicted model, not a curated record
CUGUUGUCCGUAAAGUGACAGCUGCAGCGCAUUGCGUAAAGUCAAGUGUGCAUGUUACACGGUUAAACAUGUUAAAAAGUUUUUCUGAAAUUUCAGUUUUAUGUUUCAUUCGUGGUCCAAAUCAUUCUUUAAGAACUGAUAUAAUAAACUUUUCUCCUUCUUGAUUAAGUGAGAAACCUAGAAAAUAUUUAGAAAAUUUAGUUAAGUUGUGUUUUGCUUUUAGUGAGUUCAAUUAUCGUAAAUCACCAUGCCUAAAGGGAAAAGAAAAGGAAAAUACGAGCACAGAAGAACCGAGCAAGAGUAUUCCUCAGAAGAAGAUGCUGGCAUUGACAUGACAAAUGACAACUACUCGGAGACAUCUGGACAGUCUGACCUCAAGAGCAUCCAUGAUGAAGGCGAAAACGACAGUCAAGAGAAGUUGGAAGAGAAAGUGUUGGAGAUCAUCGACGGGCUGAGCGCUCGUGCGAACGCGGCCCGCGCGUCGGCCUUGGUGUCGCUGCGGGCCGCGCUGCAGCGCCGCUACCUCGCGCCCGUGCUCAGCAACCAGCGCGCCACGCUCGCAGACCACGUGGCGCGCGCCCUACGCCGCGGCCGGGACGCAGAGAGACGCGCCGCCGCCGCCGUCGCGCCGCUGCUCGCCCUGCAGAUCGGCGAGGAAGGCACGGAGGAGUUCAUGGCAGAAGUGCGACCGGCGCUGGUGGCGGCCUGCACGGACAAGACUUCCUCGUUGGAAACCAGAGCCGAGUGUUGUUCAUCUUUGGCCGCUCUAUGUUAUCUGCUGGAGGAAGAUGUGAAUGAAAUUUUAGAAAUCAUGCAGAUGUACGAGACAAUCUUUAGUAGCUGUUAUUUGAAGGGCGACGGCAGCGUGAAGGUGUCCGGCGCGGCCGUGGAGGAGGGCGCGUGGUGCGGCGCGGCGCUGGACGCGUGGAGCGUGCUGCUGGGCGGGCUGCCCGCCCCCGCCGCGCAGCACGCGCUGCAGGCCGCGCCGGCUGGGCGCGCCUGCCGGGCCUGCUGCGCGCGCCGCUCGACGUGCGCGCCGCGGCGCCCGGCGCUCGCCGUCGCGCCACGAAGCCGCGCCGCACCCAGCCGAGCGGCCCCAGCACAGCGGCUCGACCUGCGGAGAAGCUGGCGCCGCGACUCGCAAACAAGAACCGCGCCAAGCGCGCGACCGGGCAAGCUGCAGCGCGCCACCUUCUCGGACAUCCUCAAGUACUUCGAGGAGGACGCGGCGCCCAGCGUGGCCGUGCGCGUGGGCGCCGAGACGCUGCAGUGCGACACGUGGGCGGCGCUGGGCGCCUACGCCGCGCUGGCCGCCGCGCUGGGGGCCGGCCUGCAGGCGCUGGCGCCGCACGCGCGCCCGCUCCGCGCCGCGCUCGGCCUCGACGACGUGCUGCCCGCCGACGCGCUGCCCAAGGCCAAGCUCAACAAGCUGCAGCGGCACCUGCAGAACACGGCGGCGUGCAAGGCGCGCACGCUGGCUCGCAACAAGAACCGCGACAAGCGCUCGGCCGCGCUCGCCCUGUGAACCCGGCGCCGCUGAUACCCUCAACGUGUAUUGGAAACUCAGUUUGCUUCUGGAAAUCUUUGUCUUUUAUUAUGUCUAUUUUUCGAUUAUUCCGGUUUUUUUUUACUGUUACUUGUUAUUAUUAUUAUAUAAACAGAUCCAUUAAAACUACUCUUCUUACCGAAAGCCGAACACUAAACAGUUCAGUAAAUUGUUGCUUUAAGAUCACACUAAUUUCGAAUAUAAAUACACAUAUAUAUACAACAUCCAAUAAUUAUAUGUGGCUUGUAGAUUGGAUUGUAAUCGUUUUCAUUGGGUCGAGUAAGGCUGGGCAAUUAGCUAUUUAAUUUGGGGCUGCGACUGCAUUAGAUGAGUUUAAUGUUAUUAAUGUUUAGAAAAUUUAGUUUGUCGUCUAUUUAUAGCGCAGCCGGACAGACAAUUAUUUUAAAGAUUUUUAAUCAAAAAAGCGUGUUAUUAAAUUAAGCUCUAUAUUUAAGUGGACGCGAUGGUACAAUGUUCGAGGGUGCAUUAUCGUAUGUAGAUAUCAAUAAAUAUUAACACGCAUUAAAAUUUUACAUCAGGCUGAAUGUACACUCCUAAUGGACCAAAGAAACUUUGAUUUCGGAAAUGUCUCAUUAUAAUAUUUUAUUAAAUAUCAAAUCUCAAAUCGAUUGUAAUCUUAGUUUUAAUUGGUUUAUAAUACAUUCUGCAUUGAUAUUACAAUAAUUAAAAUAUCAUUGGCUCGUGUCGCAUAAAAAUAAGAAAAUAACACUAAAGGUGCACGUGGUUUCUAUUUUUGUAGAAAAUCUAUAUAAGUGGACUAGCUGACGGCCCUUCCGGCGUUCGCCUUAACCCGUGAGGUCGACGUCUCAAUUGUAAAGUACAGUGGCUGUCUCAACUCUGCAACUGGAACACAUGACUGCUUCGUGGUAGAGCUAGGCGGAUGUCGGUACCUACCCGUGCAGACUUAUCACAUAAGGUCCUAGCGUCACGAUUAUAUUGUUUAGUUAAUUUCUUGUGAUUUGUAUAGAAUUUUUAGUGUGUAGUCUGAUAAUUUUAUAAAACUGAUGUUACAUAUUUUAUUAUGUUUAUAGUAUCGACACAAAACUGUUCAUGAAAAUGUAACAAUUAUUCGAUUGUGCCUAAAAAACGGUUUUUUUUAUUGUAAAUAAUUAUCUUCAAGAGCACAUUUAAUUAGUUCUGAUUUCGAAAACGUUUAGGAUACGUGGUCUAUAUUAAAUUUGAAUUGUUUGAUUGGUAAUGAUACUUUUUAUAAAAAAGUAUUGUUGAAAAUUGUUUCGUGUGAUUCGUAUCAUUACGAAAGUUUCUCUGUAAAUAUUAUUUUCAUGGAAUUCGAAUUGGCCGCCUCGUUUUGUACAUUAAUUAGGCUAUGAAGUGUUGAAAUAAUAUUUAUUACGAGAACCA